UUCCCGGAGGGUCCACAAGGGUCGGGCCGGGCGCGCUCCCGUGCAGCCGGCUCCGGCCCCGACCGCCCCAUGCACUCCCGGCCCCGACGCAGGCGCAGGCGCGGGCACACGCGCCGCCGCCCGCCGGUCCUUCCCUUCAGCGGAGGUGGGGGAAGGAGGAGUCAUCCCGUUUAACCCUGGGCUCCCCGAACUCUCCUUAAUUUGCUAAAUUUGCAGCUUGCUAAUUCCUCCUCCUUUCUCUUUCCUUCCUUCUUCUGGCUCACUCCCUGCCCCGAUACCAAAGUCUGGUUUAUAUUCAGUGCAAAUUGGAGCAAACCCUACCCUUCACCUCUGUCCCGCCACCCCCCAGCCUUCUGCAUUGCUUUCCAUCGAACUCUGCAAAUUUUGCAAUAGGGGGAGGGAUUUUUAAAAUUGCAUUUGCAAAGUUCGGUGUCUGGGCUGGCGAGUGGGGGAGGGAGGGAAUGGGGAGUAGGCCCCGCCCCUACCGUCCUUUGCAAAUAAAAAUCUAGCGGGGCGGGGGGGGGAGGAGCAGGAAGUGGCGGUGCGAGGGCUGCUGCACAGCGAGCAGAGCCGCGGUCCGGACGGCAGCGCGUGCCCCGAGCUCUCCGCCUCCUCCCGCCCGCCAGCCGAGGCAGCUCGAGCCCAGUCCGCGGCCCCAGCAGCAGCGCCAAGAGCAGCCCCCGUAGCAGCGCCAUGGCCGGGUGGAACGCCUACAUCGACAACCUCAUGGCGGACGGGACCUGUCAGGACGCGGCCAUCGUGGGCUACAAGGACUCGCCCUCCGUCUGGGCCGCCGUCCCCGGGAAAACCUUCGUCAACAUCACGCCAGCUGAGGUGGGUGUCCUGGUUGGCAAAGACCGGUCAAGUUUUUACGUGAAUGGGCUGACACUUGGGGGCCAGAAAUGUUCGGUGAUCCGGGACUCACUGCUGCAGGAUGGGGAAUUUAGCAUGGAUCUUCGUACCAAGAGCACCGGUGGGGCCCCCACCUUCAAUGUCACUGUCACCAAGACUGACAAGACGCUAGUCCUGCUGAUGGGCAAAGAAGGUGUCCAUGGUGGUUUGAUCAACAAGAAAUGUUAUGAAAUGGCCUCCCACCUUCGGCGUUCCCAGUACUGACCUCGUCUGUCCGUUCCCCUUCACCGCUCCCCACAGCUUUGCACCCCUUUCCUCCCCAUACACACAUACACCAUUUUAUUUUUUGGGCCAUUACCCUGUAUCCCUUAUUGCUGCCAAAACCACAUGGGCUGGGGGCCAGGGCUGGAUGGACAGACACCUCCCCCUACCCAUACCCCUCCUGUGUGUGGUUGGAAAACUUUUGUUUUUUGGGGUUUUUUUUUUUUUUCUGAAUAAAAAAGAUUCUACUAACAA
Messenger RNA from Nomascus leucogenys (northern white-cheeked gibbon), 1368 nucleotides. RefSeq names its product profilin 1 (gene PFN1). Gene Ontology annotation, biological process: actin cytoskeleton organization; regulation of actin filament polymerization; positive regulation of actin filament bundle assembly. Gene Ontology annotation, cellular component: cytoplasm. Gene Ontology annotation, molecular function: actin binding. NCBI's taxonomy places the organism in Eukaryota, Metazoa, Chordata, Mammalia, Primates, Hylobatidae. The record is from RefSeq and is a predicted model, not a curated record.